AUUUGCUCUUCUGAGUCUAAACUCAGCCACUAAACCCCCUUUUCGUGUUCCUUUUCCUUUUAAUACAUAAACCCUUGUCUUCUGUUUCAGUUCCACCGUUAAAAAUGACCAUUUCUUCUCUUCUCUUCUAUUCCCCUUUCUUCUUUCUUCUUUGUUUCCGCUGCGAAAGGGUACCUACAAAUAUUUAUUAAAUGCAAUUGUAUCUCCCAAGUUCAAAUUUUUUAUUCAAACUUCCAUGCCUUUUUGUUUAUCUUCUGCAGUUACUUAUUCAUGUAGAGUUUGCAGAAAGUUUCGUGUUCUAGCUUGGUUUUCUACUUCAUGUGCUCUAAAUACAGUAGAUUACUUCAAAGAAAUCGAUACCCAUGUUUCCGACUAUCCUGAAUUACAACGGAGGAUGCAGAGUUAUGCUAUCUCAGUCUAAGAACGCGUGUUGGCAAGAGUUGGUUGAAAUGUAUACCGGGAUGAAGAGAUUUGGUCCUCCACCAGUUGCAUCCACUUUUAAUACCCUUCUUAAUGGAAUGUUACUUCUUGAUGAUCUGAAACAUGCAAUUUUUAUUGUUGAAGAGAUGUAUAGAAAUCAUUUUGUGCCAUCCUUUACUUCUUUAUCAAAAACGUUGAAAAUGGCUGUCAAAGUAGGGAAUUUACUUGAUGGUCUUGUUGUUUUUGAGCUCAUGUUGAGGUAUGAUUAUCACCCAACAGAACCAACUUUGAAUAAAUUUAUUUUAAUGCUUUGUGAUGCUGGGAUGGUUUCUGAUGCAUGUUUUGUGUUCUCUGUUCUUUUGAGAAAGAGUUAUGUUUAUAGUGUAUAUUGUUACAAUCCUAUUCUAUGGGCUUUAUGCAAGACCGGUCGAAGUUAUACUGCUUUGCAAUUGUUUUAUUUGAUGAAGAAGAAAGGGUUUGUUCAUAAUGUGUGUUCCUAUACCGCUUUGAUUUAUGGGUUCUGUAGAGAAGGCCUGCAAGAUAAUGUUUUUCAAUGGCUGGAUUUCAUGCAAAGUAAUGGUUGUAAGCCUAAUGUGAUUACAUACACGAUAAUUGUUAAGUUUCUUUUUGAUAAUGGGAAGUUUGAGGAGGCUAUGGACUUCGUCAGUAAGAUGGAAAGGGAAGGUUGUAACCCUGAUCUGCUUACUUAUAAUGUCAUUCUUCGUGAGCUUUGCCAUAGAGAUAGACUAGAUGACAUUUCUGAGUUAAUUCAGGUGAUGGAUCAAAAAGGUCUUUCUCCGGAUUCAUAUUCAUAUGCUGCUUUGUGUGGAGGCCUGCUCAAAAUAGGAAAAGUCGGGGAUGCAUGUGAACUAUUGCUUGAUAUAUUUUCCAAUGGAACUGCGGAUGUUGCUGUCUAUAAUAUUUACUUCCGAUGUUUAUGUCAAGAGAAUAAAUCAAGAGAAGCAUUGUCUCAGUUGAAGCGCAUGAUGAAAGUUGGCUUUAAGCCAAACAAUGUGUCAUAUAAUACUAUCUUGAGUGGUUUUUGUAAAGAAAAAAAUAUUAAUGAGGCCUUGGAGCUUUUGUACCAUUUUGAGUGGGAUGUGAAUGGGCCUGAUGCGGUCACUUUCAAUGCAAUUUUGUCUACUGCAUGCAGGCUAGGAAACUCUGCAAUAAUCCAAAGGAUCUUGUAUCAUAUGAGGUAUGAAGACAUGAAGCUUAAUAUUUUCAGUUUAACUUGUUUGGUUCGAUAUCUCUGCAGUAGUGGAAAUUUUUCAGAGUGUUUGAAGUUAGUGGAGUCCAUGAUGUAUAAUAGUCCUACUCCACCUGUAGUCACCUUAAAUAUGCUGCUUCAUAACCUUUGCAAGAACCGAUUACUUGGAACUGCAUACCGGAUUUUCCAGAAUUUAAGAAACACCAAGUGCCUUCCUGAUGUGACUUCAUACAACAUUCUCAUCCAUGCUUCUAUAAGAGAGCACAAUCACCUUCUGGUUGGUCAACUGUUAGGGGAAAUGAAGAGACAGGGACUGAAACCGGAUGUUUUUACCUAUGGUUCAUUAAUUAGUGGCCUGUGUAAAGAAGGGAAGAUAUCAGCUGCUCUCCAAUUGUGGAAUCAAAUGCUAGAGAGGGGCCUUAUUCCUAGUGUUGUAAUUUUCAAUACCCUAUUACAUGCAAUAUUUCAGAGAGGCAAGUUUUGGGACAUCCUCUUGUUACUUAAAGCCAUGGUAGUGCAGGGCUUUCAACCUGAUGAGGUAACUCUAGGGAUCCUUAGCCAAGCAGUUUCAAAUGGUUCGAUGAAGAGAUUUCCUAAAGUCGCUAAAGUUCUAGAUUGGGUGAUAAGUAAUGACUUUCAGAAAGAAACAGAUCAAAAGACAAUAGCUGGCUGAUUUAUUUAGUUUUUGAAGUUUCUUUUCAUAUGAUUGCUUGAAGCGAAUUAUGGCUCGCUUGGUCUUUUCUAAGAACAUUUAUGAAGGUUCAAGCCUGAAUCAGUUGAAGAGGGAAAGUCCUUGCUUUCGGGAGCAUCGAUCUUUUUUCCAUCUAGAGCAUCUCAUGCCAAACAUCUUAAAUGGAGGGAAUCAGACCAGGGCAUAAAACGGCAGAAGCUGAAUUACCAACUCAAAUCAGGGGUCUGAUCUGGGAUUGGAUUGGACUAGCUUAGGGUCAAAACAGUACAUACUGGUUGGUACGGCGGUUACUGGUAGGGAGCUGACUACCAUGGUUUAGAAGUCAGAAUCACCUUUGCGAAUUGCGGUCUGUCAGCUAGUUAACCAUGGCAUCUCUUUUCCUUCUCCCAUUUUACCUAUCUAUUGAUUUCCCACAGAGUUUCUUUCAUUCCUUAAGCUGAAGAGACGGCAUGUGGGUUAGGGUUAAUGCUAAUGCUAAUGAUUUGCUUUAUCAUUGGUUGUACCAUCUCUUUAUAUAAAAAAUCAGAAUAACUUAGCAUGUGGGUUAGGGUUAAUGCUAAUGCUAAUGAUUUGCUUUAUCAUUGGUUGUACCAUCUCUUUAUAUAAAAAAUCAGAAUAACUAUCUGAUUAGCAUUUCUUGAAUGUCCAUGAAUAUAUCAUACAUAUUGUGUCGAAACCAUUUUUUUUUUAAAAAAAAGAGGAUCGACUUUAAAAACGAAUUAUGGAGUCGCCACCGAUCCUUUUUUGAGGUGUAAUCUGAUCAUCUUGAGGUUGAUCAUUUUAAUAAAAUAUUUAAUUUACUAAAACAAUAA
This is a messenger RNA of Gossypium arboreum, 3133 nucleotides long. RefSeq names its product pentatricopeptide repeat-containing protein At1g64580-like. The transcript is spliced from 4 exons. The coding region runs from base 363 to 2303 and encodes 646 amino acids. Gene Ontology annotation, molecular function: protein binding. NCBI's taxonomy places the organism in Eukaryota, Viridiplantae, Streptophyta, Magnoliopsida, Malvales, Malvaceae. The record is from RefSeq and is a predicted model, not a curated record.